Molecule: messenger RNA, 2796 nt
Organism: Cryptosporidium muris RN66
Lineage: Eukaryota; Apicomplexa; Conoidasida; Eucoccidiorida; Cryptosporidiidae
Exons: 1
Coding region: 1-2796 (931 amino acids)
Source: RefSeq, a predicted model, not a curated record
AUGGGUUUUAAAUCAUUAUAUGAAGAAAUUCCUCUUUGGUGGCGCGAUAAACCUAAAAGUACAGAUAAGAAACCAAGUAAAAGUAGAAAAUUAAAUUUAUCUAAUUCUAGGACUUUAAAGUUAUGGAUACCACCAAUACCCCCAAAAUCUUCUGAGAUAGAAGAUAAUAAAAUAAAUAGAAAUACAAAAAAUAUUAAAAUUAAUAAUGAAAGUACUGAAAAUAAAAUUUUACCUUUUUUUUCUCAUGUUAACACAAGUGAAGAGUAUACACAUUCAUUGUCAGAAAUAUCAUUAAGUACAUUAAACUGUUCUUCAAAAAAUACAAGCAGUAAUUCAAGUAAUUUCUUUGAAUCUUCUAGUUUAUCAUCAAGUUGCUGUACUAAUUGUCCAGAAUGUAGAAAAGUAAAUAGUUUAAAAAAGACAUCUUUUACUUCAGCAAUAUUCAAUAAGAUACUUUGUCAAUGUGAUCCAUUUCAUAAUAAUGAAUCAGCUUCUUCACUUAUAUCUAUUCCAUCAGGGCCAUAUUCUACUUCUAUACAUUCAUCAUCUAUAUCUAUGGAUACUUUGAGUGGAUUGGAAUCCUCUAGUACAUGUACUUCUAAGAAAGAUUCUCAUAUAUUGAAUUUUGUAAACAAGUUAAGUGGAUGGGAGGAAAUGAAACAUGAAGUGGGUAUUAAAGAUAUUUUAGAUAUUUCAGGAACUGAUGUCAUGCUAUCAUUUAAAGUAUAUUAUAUUAAAAUAGAUGGAAAUUUUAUAAGACAAUUUCAUAAAAUUGAAGAAUCAAUUUUAAGAAUUACAAUUAAAAUUAGGAAUGGUAUUUUAACUCGUCAAAAAAUACAGCAAUCUUCAAAUAUUAAGGUUAGAAUAGAUGAGAAUAAUAAUAUAAUAAAGUGGGGAUAUGAUUAUGGAGAAGAUAAUAAUCAUUCUAGUUAUAUUUCAAAAUGCACCAAUACUGAUAUAUUAUAUAAUAAAUUGGAAGGUAUUGAAAUUAAAAUACCAAUAGUGCAAAUAGAUGAUCCUGAAAAUUAUUUUGAAAUUAUUGUUGAAUGUAUUUUCUUAAAUAAUCAGAGAGUUUAUCCUUUAGGACAUGGUUAUUGUCCUUUACCCCAAAAAGAUUGUGUUUGGAAAGUAUGUAUUCCAUUAUUUAGAUGGGAAAGUGAUGAAUGUAUGAAUGAUAAAGAUUUUUUCAAUAAUAAAUCAUUAAUUGCUAAUAAAUAUAUUGGCAUGAUAUAUUAUAUUAUGUGUAGGAAUAAUAACAAUAGAACUACAAUAAUAGAGGAAAAUAAAACAAAUAAAAAUAUAGAUAUUAACAAAAAUAAUUCUAAUUCUAAAGAUAUUAUUUCUAAAAAUGAAUAUAAUAUAUUAGAUAAUCAUAAAAAUUCUGAUUCCAAAGUUGUAAAUAAUAUGAAUAAAUCUUCAGAAAACAAAAAUAAACUAAAAAAAACAGUAGUAAUUGGAGAAGUCCAGUAUGUAAUUUGUUCAAAUAAUAAAAGUGAUGAUAUUCAUUUAAAAGAAAAAGAAUUGGAACUUAAAAGAAGGGAAAUGGAUAUUGUAGAAAAGGAGAUGAAUAUUAAACUUAAUACUUUAAAGGAACAUAGAAAUGAUUAUAUUAUUAAUACUAAUGAAAUAAUUAAAGAUAAUAUUAAAAAAUCUAAAACUAACAUAAAUAAUCAAUGUUACAAAAAUGAUUCUGAUCUAAAUAAUUCUAGAAGUGAUAAUUCAAUUAAAAAUACUCAUACUAAAUUUAAAAAUAAAAAAUAUAAAUAUCUAAAAAAUUCUUCUAAUCCUUAUAUUUUACAUCCUUCAUAUAUAUCAACCUAUCAACCAUUCAUUCCUCAUAUAUACCCAAUUCAACCUUCAAAUCAUAUGUGCUACUAUCCUAUUUAUAAUCAAAAUACUAAUUUUUGUUCUCAUUUACAUCAAAAUCAAGAUGAUAUGAGUUCUUCAUGUUCUUCACCACAAUCUUCUCAUGAAACCUUUCCAAAUAAUAAAUAUAAAAAGGAUUUAUAUUUUAAGAUUGCAAAGGAUAUUACUAAGAAAAAAAUAAUAUUAGAUGAUACAAUCUCUUCUGUUAUUCAAAAUGACUUCCAAACUGAGAAAUCUAAAAUAAGUGAUAUAAAGAAACAAAAAGAUAUUAAUACUGGUAUAAAAAAUAUAAUUUAUAUGAAUAUUAGAAUUCCAAAAAAACAAAUUUAUUGUAAAUUUUCAAUGACAAAUUCUAAAUGUAUUUGUACUUGUUGUAAUAUCACAAUACAUAAGCAUGAAUUUCAAAAUUAUAUAUCUCAAACUAGUAUAAUUAAACAAGAAUAUGAAUAUUGGGGUUUAUGUAAUAAUUGUCAAUAUGAAAUUUUUCCAUCAAUUUUGUCUUUUAAUAAUUCAAAUAUAUAUUUCGAAUUUUUAUUUGAAUCCAAUAUCCCAAUAGCAUUUCCAUCUAAAUCAAUAAUAUGGAAAUCAGCUUUACAUUUAUUAUUAGCUCAAUAUAUUAAAGAUAUCACAUAUAUACAGAGUUGUAACUCAUAUCAACAGAUUAUUAAGCUAUAUAUUCAAGUAAAUCCUAUGAUUGAUGAGAAGAUGUUAGAUAAACAUAUCAAGAUUAUCCUAAUGCUUAAAAUAUUUCAACAUCCACUUCUACAAUCAUAUCUAUUAACAUUUGAUGAUAAAGACUUUGAUAAUUUAAGAAAUUUUUGGAUUGAAAAUGGGAUACUAAAUUUAAGAGUUAAUUUAAAAUAUGAAAUAGUUGACAGUCUUAUUGAUUGUCUAAUUAGUAUUAAAAAGUAUUUAUUCCAAAAAAGUUAA